This is a messenger RNA of Parus major (Great Tit), 7518 nucleotides long. RefSeq names its product MIER family member 2 (gene MIER2). Gene Ontology annotation, biological process: negative regulation of transcription by RNA polymerase II. The record is from RefSeq and is a predicted model, not a curated record. Gene Ontology annotation, molecular function: histone deacetylase binding; transcription corepressor activity. The transcript is spliced from 12 exons. Bases 3625 to 5280 code for a protein of 551 amino acids. Gene Ontology annotation, cellular component: nucleoplasm. Lineage: Eukaryota; Metazoa; Chordata; Aves; Passeriformes; Paridae.
GCGUUGUGGGGUCACUGGAGCCGGGGUCAGGGGUGUGGAGCUGUUGGAAGGGGCUUGCAGAAGCUCUCAGGUGAGAGGCGGCCUGAGCAGUGGGGGAGCACGGAGGUCAGGAUCCUGGGAAUGGCAGAAGGCUGGGGAACAUGUCAGGAAUGGUUGGUUUGGAUGGCCAGGAUGGUUCUGACCAGCUUGCCUAGAGGUCAGAAGGCAAAGGGGCCAGCUGGGGACUCCCCACUGCCUCCCCAGUUGCCAUGUCAUAUUUGCCUUGGUGUCUUGUGCUGAAACAUUUCUGCCAUCACUCCAUUGCACUUUGAGCUGGUGAUGCCAUUGCCCAUUGAGUCUUGGCAUGUCCCUCAAAUAUCCUUGACUUGUUGUAGUGGUUGUUGUGACACAUAGACACUUCAUUUCUCUGGCGUGACCCUCAUGGUGACCACAGCGUGGAAAAAGGGUGCUGGGAAGACUUCAGGGUAUUCUGUGGCAGGAUCUUGGAUCCCCACUGGCUGUGACAGCGUCUCAUCCCAGGACAGGGCUUCUCUUCCAGGGUAUUUCAGGGUUCUGCAUGAGGAAGGUGCUGCCUGGCCUGUUUGCCCAUCCACUAUGCUUUGGCUUUUGGUGGAGCACCAGGGCUGUUGCAUUCACUUGUGCCAAAGUGUUAUUUGGGCAUGUUGUUGAGCCAGAGCACCUGCACGGCUGUGGUUCAGAGAGGUCUGUCCAGGGGACAUCCAGGAACUGUCAUUGUCUCCUGGAUGAGGUUUGGCUGUGGAGCAUCUCUGCUGUGACACUGCACAGGUGUGUGAUGGGGCCCUGAUCUUUCUGAGCAGUGCAGAAGGUGAUCUGUGUGUUGUGUCAUCUGUGCAUUCUUUGGUCUUUCAGAGACAUAACUUGCAGGACAAAUCUGUUUCCAUCCCUGCUGCUUCCCUCUGACUGCAGCUGGAGUUUCUAGAAAAUGGCCCCAUGGCCGAGGAGUUUGGACCAGGCACAGGAAGGAGGAACACUUCUUGCUGAAUCUGAAAUAAGUGUUAGACUGGCUGAGGAAACUAUGUUAGCUAUUGAAGGGUAACACUGGAAAGGGAAAUUUCCUUUUUUUCAUCAUUUUUUUUUGCAAGAGUGGUUUCAGUCUGGAAGGUUUUCUCAGGGUAGACACAAUUGGCCUCACACUGGGAAAUUACUUUGUCAGGGCAGAAAGCUCAGACUCUGCCUGUGUUUCCUAAAUGAUGGCUGAACUUCAUUCCAUGUGCUCAAAACCUUGAGUCCACACCUAAGGAGGGAGUGCAGGAGUCACACAGAAAUACAAACAUGAGAGUGAGUAGUUGACCAACCUCAGUGUAACUUCUGAGAAGAAAGUUACUCUUAUGCCUGAGCAGGAGGAAAGUGGUGCUGGGGAUGAUAAAGUGAGAUUAAAAUAAUUUAAUCUCCCUUUUUUCCCCCCCAAGAUUAAAUGUCACAUGGGCACAGGAGCCAGUUCCCAGCAUCACAGUGCACUGUGAGAAUAACUGGAGUUUCCUGCUGCGACCUUUGAUGGUGAUGGAACCCCUCACCAGCAGCAAGAGCAGUGACACCCUGGCCCAGAACUGUUCUCUGUUUCUGGUGCAUGCCAUGCUCUUGCAUUUCUGUGUCCUGUGUGAUGUUUGGAUUUGUGGUGUCAGGCUGCACUUACCUCACCUUCAGACCAAGUAACCCCACAUCCCAUGGCACUGGUAAUCAGGAAUAUUCUGUCAUCAGUUGAAUUUUUAAGCCAGUCCUGCCUUUCUCUUCUAUUCCUUUGCCUCUUGUUUCUGUGGUCCUCUGGGUUUGAGUAUAAUCUGAGGGACUGUUCCAUUCCACUCAUGUUUAAAUUUGGGCAUGGAGUGGGCCAUUUGCUUUGUCUGUCACUUGUUCCUUGUUUCCUUAGCCCCAGCACAUCAUGGUUAUCCCAUGGUGACUCCAGCAUUCCCACUUGCUCUGCUGCUCCACAAAACUCUUGAGUAGUUAUGGAAUUGUCACGCUGUUGUAGUGGCCUCCUCCUACUUUCAGCACUUGGUUAUUAAUAGGAGAUCUCAUUGUUCCUGAAGUAUUCUUGACACCUUUUCAAGCCAGCCCAUCCAUGCCAACAGCUUCAGUCUGUUUUCAGAGGCCUUAUUGAUCCCCAGGCAAGGAGGUGCCAUUGAUCUACAGAUCAUUGCCUGAGCAAAGUGAGUUUUGCAGAUUGUCCAAGACCUGGAGGGAAUAAGGUUAGACCACACCCUUUCCAUGAAACCACUCUUGUUUGCUCGGAAGGAUUUAUCCAGGAGGGUUUUGUACUUGGUCACAUUCCAGCAAAGCCCAACAAAGGCACAUUGACACUUUGCCGACUUACAGAGCCAUUUCCUGGUAUGGCCAUCCUCAAAAUGGAGUCUGUCCCCUUCUCCUUUCAUCAUCCCAUAACUUCUCCCUUCUCUUUUUGUGUGCAUGGUUGCAGGGCUCUGUCUGGAGCCAGGAGGGUCUCUGGGUGGGGUUAUCUUGGGGGAUGGUGGACUGAAGGCAUCUUCUUGGUUAUUAUGGAAUUUCCAGUCUGUAUGUUGAUAGCUGAAGGAAUUUAUUCAGAACCCACAGUCUGUGGUGGCUUUUUUUUGGUGAAUACUUUGUUGUUAGAGGAUAGAUUUUAAAGUGAAGCUAUACUGUGUUUUCUUAAAUAAAUUGUAAGGGGCUACUAUGGGAGACUGUAAAUGCCCUGGCUCCAACUGAGUAAGUGAGGAGUGAUGGUGCACAGCCGAGAUUGUUGAUGGCUCAGUAUCCUACAGAGAUGUCACUGGGGACUGGGGGACUGACUCUGGGAUUUUCUUUUGUGAUCAGUUGCUGUCAGUCACCCAAAAGCUUUGCUUGUUUACCUGUUUGCUCCCCACCUAGACCGAACCCGAUGAACAGCACUUCCAUGCCCAGCAGCCUGAGGAGCAGCAGAUGUUCUGUCUGGGUUGUUUUCCUCAGCCCAUGCUGCUGCCUGAACUUGUGACCGAGCACCAAAUGCCACCCUGCAGGUGCCUGUGCUCAGGCUCAGCCUCUCCCACCUCGCCUGAGCCACUCGUGGUUCUGCCAGACUCCUUCCCUGCCUGCUCAGCUGUUUCUUUGCUGGUGCCCCUGAGCUCCUGGGUGCAGUGAGGCAUCAGGGAGAACACAGGGUGCUGUGGCUGGCUGCUCUCUGAAGGGUCUGUCCCUAAAAAUGCUGUGCUCAGACACAAUGUGUGGGCUUAGAACAGCUGAGGGUCCAGGUCCUUCUUUUAAAUGAUGUAAACCACAAAGGUCUGAGGUCUCAGCCUGGUGGGGGGAUAAGUAGAGAGUGGAGUGCUGGAGGUAAAAUAGAUGGAAUAGAAACACAUGGAUUGAGAGCAAGGUGAGGAGGCCAGGAACACCUGAUUUUAAACAGCACAAUUCCUAACACUGCCCUGUGGGGGGGUUCAGGUAACUUUUGCUUUGAACUUAAAUGAAUUGUAUUUGCUGGUGGGGUAAAGUGGGAUUGGAAGGGUGUUGUGUUUUUAAGGAAAGCUGUCUCAGCUGUGUUUUUCUCUUUUCCUGAAGGCCUCUGUUGGCCGGCAGAGCCCGAGGGUGGUCGCAUACCCAGCCCGUGGCCUAUGUCCUGGAGAGCCCGCCCUUCAGAGCGCAGCAGUUGUGUCAAUGGGCUCAGCUGAUCAUCGACUGAACCUGGCUGAGAUCCUUUCCCAGAACUACGGUGUGAGGGAAGAAAGGGAGGAAGAUGAUACUCAGGAGAAGCAGAAAUCUUUAGAAGAGCUGGAGAAGAGUUUCAGUGCCUCUCAGAGUAGUGAAAUGCCAUUUGAGGAGCUGCUCGCACUGUAUGGCUAUGAGGCAUCUGAUCCCAUCUCGGAGCAGGACAGCGAGAGCAAUGACAUCACUCCCAACCUCCCUGAUAUGACUCUGGAUAAGGAACAAAUAGCGAAGGAUUUGCUUUCAGGGGAAGAAGAGGAGGAGACACAAUCUUCAGCUGACGAUCUGACUCCAUCCGUCACGUCCCACGAUGCAUCGGACUUAUUCCCAAACCAGCCUGGCUCAAACAACUUCCUUGCUGAUGAAGACAAAGAGCCAUGUUCAUCUCCAUGUGCUUCCUCCAUGGCUGAGGACUCAGAGGUGGAUUCCAUCCCAUCCAACGAGUGUAAGAAGGAGAUCAUGGUUGGACCUCAGUACCAGGCCACUGUUCCCAUCCUCCGCUUAAACAGGCACAGGCAAAAAGUGCUUUUUCUGUUAGCCUAUGAGAAUGAAGAUCAGCUGCUUUGGGACCCAAACAUCCUCCCUGAGAGGGAGGUGGAAGAGUUCCUGUACCGCGCUGUGAAGCGGCAGUGGGACGAGCUGUCCGGCAGCAGCCUGCCAGAGGGAGAGGUGGUCAAGGACAACGAGCAGGCUUUGUAUGAGCUGGUGAAAUGCAACUUCAAUGCAGAGGAGGCACUGCGGAGGUUACGGUUCAACGUGAAGGUUAUCAGAGAUGAGCUUUGUGCCUGGAGCGAGGAAGAAUGUAGAAAUUUUGAGCAUGGCUUUAGGGUCCAUGGGAAAAACUUUCACCUUAUCCAAGCAAACAAGGUCCGCACCCGGUCGGUGGGCGAGUGCGUGGAGUAUUACUACAUGUGGAAAAAAUCAGAGCGCUAUGACUACUUCACUCAGCAGACUCGUCUAGGAAGGAAGAAGUACGUCCUCCACCCUGGAGCCACGGAUUUCACUGACAAUGACCUGGAUGGGGUUGAAGUGGAAAACACGAGUCGUUCUCGGAGCUCCCCACCAAUUCCUUCUGCAGCUGGCUGCCUGGAUGCUCACUUUGGUCAAGAUCAGAUACCAAUUGAGAGCACAGAGCCCCUGAGUGUGGAGAGCACGGCCUGCAGCCUGGGCAGCAUCAGCGAGUCGGGGCAGGGCUACGAGUGCAGCACCCCCUCAGAGACAAACUGCUCCUUUGACCCCUCGGAGGAGACGUCCUCGGGCGCUGUCCCUGUGCCCUGCCCACGCCACACUGGCACCCCCUCUGAGCCGGAGCUCUUUGCUUUGCCGCCCGCAGGACCAGGACUGGCAGAGAAGCAGGAGACGUUGCAGAACUCUGGUGAGACAAUAACCAUGGACUUCACUCUCCCUGCAGACAUUAAUGAGGGGUUGCCUUUAAUUGCUGGCCCUGUGGAUUUGGACAGAGACCCUGAGGCAGUGGUGGCCCCUGCGCAAGUGUCCUUAUCGGUCACAGAUUUUGGUCUCAUUGGCAUUGGAGAUGUAAAUACUUUCCUGACUGCUCAUCAGGCUUGCCCAGCACCUGUGGCUCGGUCAGAGCCUCUGUCACAGUGAGAGUCUCCAGUCACAAAUUUGUCACAGACCCAGCAAGGACUUUGACCUGACUGAGUGAAAUUCUGGAACUUCCACUGUCCUGUAGGGGCAGUUUGGAGCUGUUGGUCGGAAUCCGUCUUUCCAUCCUCCUUGAUCCAAGGCUACAGUGAAACCAAACACCUUUCUGCUCCAGUGUAUCCUGAUACAAUCGUGCAAAGUGGUGGCUGGCUUUCCUGAGUGGGGAGGUCCAUCACCCCCCUCCUACGUUGGCCAUGUGUCACCCCAGGUGAUGCCAGUCCGCUCAGAGAGUCCCUGCCUCGGGACAGGGGACAUGUCCCUUGGCCCCAGCGGGACAGUCUGAGGGCAGAGGUGCUUUGAGAAGAGGGAUGUGUUGCCAUCAUGGUGAGGGUGCAGUCUGGGGGUGCAAGAUCUUGGGAGUUUCCUGCAGAGAUGGGCACGGUGAUGCCAAGGGAGGCUGAUGAGUCUUGGCCCUUCUCCCACAGGCAGUGUGUAGGAGCCACUCACCCUGUCCUUUUUCCAGCAGCCAUGGGUCAUGAGAGGCAGGCACCCAACUGCUUCCCCCUCCAGCAGCCACGUGUUCCUUCCUCCACCAGCUGCAGGUGGGACGUGGCCUGGCCCAGCCCUUGGGCAGAAGUGUCAGGUCUUGAAAAGGAAUCCAGCAUCGUGUGUACUCGAGUCCUUCUCACCUUCCCCUGCCAUGCUGGGCCAGGGAGAACUUCUGUGGGGAGUUACAGGAGUUCCUAGACUCAGAGUGCUGCUGGCCCAGAGCUGUGGUGCUGCUGCUGGCAGGGGAUGACCUGAUCUUCACCGAGCCACAAUGCGAGAGGGUAAAAUGCGGGUGAAAACACCUGCAACUUCCCGGUUUGUUCCAACAAUUUGUCAGCAGAGGGAGGAGGUUGCUUAGCUCCCAGGGUGUGAAGCCUGGGAUAUGAAUGCUAGCACAGUCCCAGGCAGGGGAGCACAGCAUCCCUGGGCAUCCCUGCCCCUCCCUGUGUCACAAAACAGGCUGUUCUGAGAGGGAAGUGUGGCUUUUCUGCCACAUAGGGCAGUGCGAGGUGCUGUGCAGAGCCAUGGGAGCUUGUCCUUGGGUGUGCUGGAAUCCAAAGCUGCUUCACUUCCCAGGUGUGUUCCAGGACUGGGAUUGGCCACUGGCUCAAUGUGUUCUCAUUCCCCUUUUUCCAUGCAGGAAAUGCUCUCCACUCACCUGCUGGGCAAGGCUCUGGUGCAAAUAGUCCUUUUUUCCAGCUGUGUUCUUACAUUGAGAAGGGGCUUGGGUUGAGGGUUUUUGCUUGCUUUGGUAGAGGCCUUGGGGCUGUGAUUGUGCACUUGGCUCUGCUGCCAGUGAAUUUGGGCAGGUACCUAAACCCACGAGCCUGCAUCCUCCUUUUACCUGGCCCUGGGAAGUUGUGCUCAGCCCUGCAGCAGGAGCACGGAGACAGCAUCAAACAGCUCCAUGGGGUGUCAGGAUUAGACCUGAUCUCAUCUCCUAAGCCCCAGAUCUGGUUUGUGUGCUUUAGCAGGGAUUUGCUUCAGUCUCCAGCUCUGUGCUGGAAGGUGCUGAGCCCCAGGCAGAUGCAGCUGCCUUCACCUGGCAUGGCUUUGUCAGCCAGAUGUGGUGGGCAGGGGCCUCCCCUCCAGCUGCUCCCAGCUGCUGGGAACAGAAAGCGAACGUGAGUGCCUGAUCCAUAGUGGAACUGUCCAGGCUGUGAUUCCCCUUUUCUGGAGGUGAGAGGACUCUCCUUGGCUGGAGGGAGAAGAAGAGGCAGGGUGAGAGCACAGGCAGCCCUCCCAGGGAGGGCCAGGCCUUGGCAUCUCCUCCAUCAGCUGAGAACAUUCUUAUUUUUCCUGAAACCAUUUUUUCUUUUGGUUUAUUUCAAGCCCUAGUGAAAGGAGAGGGGAGCUGGCUGAGGCAGAAAUCUCUUCAUGUCCUUCAGUGUUGUUUACAGAUUUGCAUGGGGUCUUUCAACAUGAGUGCAGCGCUUUUUCCACGAAACUUUGAGGAGAGGGGUGAAAAAGGCUGGAACAGGGAGGGGGAGUCACUACUGGGGGAGGAGGUUUGGUUCUGUUUUUUUUUUGUUGGGGUUUUCUUUUCUCCUUCUUACAAAGCACAUUCACUUUGAGCCGCUCCCAAUGCUGGACUCUUUUCUCCCUCGCCCCCCAGCCCUACACUGUGAAGUGACACUGCCUUGAAGACCCCUCACCGUUAUUUAUUUAAUUAAAAACCUAAUUUGAAAGUGA